UUCCGGCUCGGAACUCUUUGGUUCCUCCUGUCACUCUCAGUUCCCCCCCCACCGAACAAUGUAACCCGGCGCCGGGCCGGGAUGCUGUUACUGGGCUCCGAGUUCCCUCAGGACAUGGACAGCCAGGCCCUGGUCAUCCGGAUCCGCAUCCCUGACGGCGGCGCCGUGGACUGGACCGUCCAGCCGGCCACACAGCUCCUGUUCCGGGAUAUCCUGGAUGUGAUUGGCCAGGUCCUCCCCGACGCGACGACGACGGCGUUUGAAUAUGAAGAUGAGGAUGGGGACCGGAUCACGGUGAGGAGUGAUGAGGAGAUGAAGGCUAUGCUGUCCUAUUAUUGCAGCAUGGUCCUGGAGCAGCAAGGGAGCAGUCCACUGGUGGAGCCUCUUCAGAUCUACCCUCGUGCCUGCAAGCCUCCCGGGAAGCGGAACAUACAUGGCCUCAAGGUGAAUACAAGAGGCGGAUCAUCGAAUAACUGCAACACCUCCAUAUCGCCCAGCAAUAGCUUAAAGACGUCCUCUGCGGAGCUGAAAAAGAUUUUAGCCAAUGGAGAGAUCAAUGAACUUGACAUUCAGAAUCGAGACAUUCUAGGUCAUGGAAAUGGUGGAACUGUGUAUAAAGCAUAUCAUGUUUCCAGCGGGAAGAUCCUGGCUGUAAAGGUCAUCCCGUUAGACAUUACUGUGGAGCUGCAGAGACAGAUUAUGUCAGAGCUGGAGAUUCUGUACAAGUGCGAUUCCCCGUACAUAAUCGGGUUUUACGGAGCGUUUUUUGCAGAGAAUCGUAUUUCUAUCUGUACGGAGUUUAUGGAUGGAGGAUCCUUGGAUGUGUACAGGAAGAUUCCAGAGCAGGUUUUGGGAAGGAUUUCAGUUGCUGUACUUAAAGGCCUAACUUACCUCUGGAGUUUAAAGAUUUUACACAGAGAUGUCAAGCCCUCUAAUAUGCUGGUGAACACCCGCGGAGGGGUGAAGCUGUGCGAUUUUGGGGUCAGCAUACAACUAGUGAAUUCAAUUGCCAAGACCUACGUGGGUACAAAUGCUUACAUGGCGCCUGAGCGGAUUGCCGGGGAGCAGUAUGGAAUUCAUUCCGACGUUUGGAGUCUGGGAAUCUCAUUUAUGGAGUUGGCUCUUGGAAGAUUCCCAUAUCCACAGAUUCCGAAAAACCAUGGGUCUUUAAUGCCGUUCCAGAUAUUGCAAUGCAUUGUUGAUGAGGAUUCUCCCGUUCUUCCAGUUGGCGAAUUCUCCGAGUCAUUUGUACAUUUCAUCACUCAAUGCAUGAGAAAACAGCCGAAAGAGAGGCCAGCGCCAGAAGAACUAAUGGGCCAUCCAUUUAUUGUCCAGUUCGAUGACGGGAACAUGGAGGUCGUGUCCAUGUGGGUGUGUAGAGCGUUGGAGGAUCGGCGGGCGCAGAACAGCCAAGAGUGAGAAUAAACUGAUCAUAUGAACUAAUUGAUUCAGUAGAGCCUCUGCCCUAUCUACAGCGCAGUUCUGUUUACACGUUCAGUGCCAGAAGUGGUCACGCCAUAUAGGCAUGUUCUCAGUAGUAACCUAUUCCAGCUUCAUAUGGCGGAUCCUGAAGAAGAAUGUCGAAGGAAUAAUUUGGGAGCAUUACGAUGUGUCUCACUGUUACACAUGUCUCUCGCAAGAACAUCUUUAUAAUUUAUGUGGUAGAGAGGGCUUAAGGAGGGUGUGCUCUCUCUGCAUACGUAGCCGGAAACCGUUGGGGCCCAUAGGUCAACUUUACUCAUGGCGAUCUUCAGUUUGUGCGUUGUCUUCCGGAUUCUGCUACUUAUACAAGUGCCAUAUUGAUAUUGGAAUUUGGAGGCUUUUACUCGCUUGGACAUUUUGAUAGUUGUGGUUAGAAGAUGACUGGGUGACAUUGUAAUCUUUUAAACUUGCUGACGCUCAGGUUUACCCGCUUCCCACAAAAAAAAAGGAAAAGUGACUUUCUUUUAUGAAAUCCAUACGUUAUUAUUGUGGAUUUUGAUAGUAUGUCCUGCAGAAAUAUUUGCUUCCUCUAAUAAACUUUUUAUACAAA
Molecule: messenger RNA, 2032 nt
Organism: Rana temporaria (common frog)
Lineage: Eukaryota; Metazoa; Chordata; Amphibia; Anura; Ranidae
Gene: MAP2K5
Product: mitogen-activated protein kinase kinase 5
Exons: 22
Coding region: 82-1419 (445 amino acids)
Biological process (GO): protein phosphorylation
Molecular function (GO): protein kinase activity; protein binding; ATP binding
Source: RefSeq, a predicted model, not a curated record